AUGGACGAGAAAAUUUCGGAUGACAAACAAAAAGAACAAAUUUAUCGAAAUUCGUUCCUCCCUCAGUAUAUGCCUCACCUUCGCGGCCACAUGUCCAAGUCACUCACGGAUUUUAUCGAAGUAGCCGUAAGCAUUGGAAAAGCAUUCGAAGCGGGAGAACAGCCGAAAACAAAAGCUUCUACGGAUGAAGCAUGCGCGACCGAAGCUGACCCGUUAAAAACAGUACAAACAGAAUUACAAACGAUAAAAGACCAAUUGGCAGCAGUUACUUUCGGGAAUUAUCGCGAUAGAAGCAAAGAGAACCGAAAUUACAAAAAGAUCUACCACAAGUGCAACAAGCAAUGCUUUCACCACAUGGCUUUUUUCGGGAGACACGGGAAAAAAGGCGAGAAUCGCAAACGAAGUCAAUCUCGCGAUAGUUCAUUGAGCGAUCGUAGCAGUAGACGCGGAAGUUUUUCCGGCAGCGAAAGCGGCUGGUCAAGCGUGUCCGAAAGUAUCCAUCGCAGUCGCGAUAAGGAGAGAACCUCUAGGAAAAGUAGACACGACAAACCGCCCAAGGAGAACCGGGAUGGGGAGAAGAAGGAACAUCGAGACCCCAAACCUAAAGACGAUCGCGAGAAUAGGAGCAAAGAGAAAUCCCGCGACAAAAACGAGGAUCGCAGAAAGGACAAGCGCGACCGCGGCGAUAAGAAAGAUCGAAAAUCAAAAAACUAA
Phymastichus coffea is the source of this 714-nucleotide messenger RNA. RefSeq names its product pre-mRNA-splicing factor 38B-like. The transcript has a single exon. NCBI's taxonomy places the organism in Eukaryota, Metazoa, Arthropoda, Insecta, Hymenoptera, Eulophidae. The record is from RefSeq and is a predicted model, not a curated record. The coding region runs from base 1 to 714 and encodes 237 amino acids.